AUGGCUGUUUUGACGAGUAACGUUACUGGGUUGCAGUCACCCACUUUCAAACACAACUAUCUUGUUAUGUCUUUGUCCGGUGGAGGUCUUUUACGCUCAGCUCAACUAGUAAUUUUUAGACAACCUUUCAGGUGCGCAGGAAUUAAAAAGAAGAGGAACUACGCCGAGACCCCUUCUAAAUACCGACCUUCUGUACUUGUGAAGACUCUUCGUGGUUUUCAAUUUAACGAUGGGGACUAUGUUUAUAAGGGCGAUAUCUUAGUUCGACAGAUGUGUAUGGAGAUAUACCCAGGUGAAGCUGUCAAACUAGACCCAGAAACAUGGAACUUAGUGGCACUAAGUAAUGGACGUUUUACCAUUAGCACAGAGAAGCUUUCACCGUUUCCUGACAGCCCUUUGUAUAAUAAAGUGAAAGACGGUGAAGUAAUCUAUAAACCAUUUGUUCAUGUUAUUAGCGAUCCACCCGAACCUGUUUAUAAACUCAAGCGCAUUUUGUAA
This is a messenger RNA of Schistosoma turkestanicum, 498 nucleotides long. NCBI's taxonomy places the organism in Eukaryota, Metazoa, Platyhelminthes, Trematoda, Strigeidida, Schistosomatidae. The record is from the annotation of a GenBank genome assembly.